This is a messenger RNA of Oncorhynchus tshawytscha (Chinook salmon), 1001 nucleotides long. Its product is annotated as trafficking protein particle complex subunit 5. The transcript has 3 exons. Bases 96 to 662 code for a protein of 188 amino acids. Gene Ontology annotation, cellular component: TRAPPI protein complex; TRAPPII protein complex; TRAPPIII protein complex. Gene Ontology annotation, biological process: endoplasmic reticulum to Golgi vesicle-mediated transport. NCBI's taxonomy places the organism in Eukaryota, Metazoa, Chordata, Actinopteri, Salmoniformes, Salmonidae. The record is from RefSeq and is a predicted model, not a curated record.
GCGGUUCACAGAUCAGUGCUUUACUAGAACAAGACACGUGACCAAAACAGGAAGUCACCAACACAACAGCAGGCUAAAAACAUUGAAGCACGAAAAUGGACACUCGGUUCACGAGAGGAAAGUCAAACAUCCUGGAACGGCCUCUAACCCGUCCCAAGACUGAAGUCAGUGUGAGUGCCUUUGCACUGCUCUUCUCUGAGAUGGUGCAGUACUGCCAGAGCCGCGUGUACUCUGUGUCCGAGCUGCAGCAACGCUUGGCAGACAUGGGUCAGAGCGUUGGCGCCAGUAUGCUGGACGUGCUGGUGCUGAGGGAGAAGAAUGGGAAGAGGGAGACCAAGGUGCUUAACAUACUGCUCUUCGUCAAGGUGUCAGUAUGGAAAGCCAUGUUCGGUAAGGAGGCAGACAAGCUGGAGCAGGCCAACGAUGAUGACAAGACCUACUACAUCAUAGAGAAGGAGCCACUGAUCAACGCUUACAUCUCUGUGCCCAAGGAGAACAGCACACUAAACUGUGCUGCAUUCACCGCUGGCAUCGUAGAGGCCAUUCUCACACACAGUGGCUUCCCUGCCAAGGUCACAGCCCACUGGCACAAGGGCACCACGCUCAUGAUCAAGUUUGAUGAAGCUGUGAUAGCCAGAGACAAGGCCCUGGAUGGCAGAUAGAUGAGAGAGUGUUGGUGUACACAUGAUAGAAUAAGAGAGUGAUGAAGUUGAUCAUCAUUAUCACUAUUAGGUCUCAAUAUGCUCUGGCAAGUUAACAAGCCAGUAAUGUGAGAUAUGGACUGAGUGAAUGAUUGGUCUGUAGGCAAGUCUGCAUAUGAGUAGUUGAGUUGUGAAUAUACAGUAUAUUGAGAAGUGAAACCGGAUGUCUAUAUCACCACAUGAGAGAGUAAAUAUGAAUGAAUGAUUAUAAUGUUUAUCCCAAUUCUGAGCUAUUGUAUUUAUUUGGUCCAAGAAGAGUCCAUAUGAGAUGACAUUUAUAAAGGUCUAUGUUUCUUGUGA